Messenger RNA from Rotaria sp. Silwood2, 303 nucleotides. NCBI's taxonomy places the organism in Eukaryota, Metazoa, Rotifera, Eurotatoria, Philodinida, Philodinidae. The record is from the annotation of a GenBank genome assembly.
AUGGAUGCCAUUUUCGUUUCUCGUCGCCGUAAUCAAAUAAAUCGUCGUCGUCGGCGGCGGCGGCAACAAAAACGACAACAAUUUCAGGUCGUUUUUCGUGUUCGUGGUUUGUUCGGUGGUGGCAGUGAUACGGUCACCGUAACAAGUGCCAGUCCACUGACCAUCACCGUCAAUCCAGCACCAUCAUUGGUGGCUCCUCCUCCACCGCCACCACCUGCUGCUCCAGUACAACAACAACCAUCCGAUCAUCCUGAUUAUAGUCAACUUGAUAUUGACAACUUACCAAGUUGUGUUGUUGAAUAA